AUGGACUCGCACAAUUUCCGAGCCAUGCUUGCUGUGAACUUUGAAGAUUAUGACAAACAAACGGUUCGGAUCAGACCUAUUUUGAGGCUCAUCGGUCAUGGGAUAUUUACCAAGGAUGGACCGGCCUGGAAACAUUCACGCGAUACGCUGAAACCCUUGUUCUUGCGCGCAGAACUGAGCGACGUCGAUCGCUUCAAGAAACAUGUUGACCGCAUGCUUUCCUUGAUACCCCGGGAUGGAAGCACUGUUGAUUUGAAGCCACUUGUGUGCAAGCUAUUUCUGGAUAGUGGGACGGAAUUCGUUUUUGGGAAGUCGUUCGACUCGUUAGAUGAGAAUGCCGCCCAAGGAGACGAGUUGAUGGAAGCUUUCUCUCAGGCCUUGAUAGGUACGACCAAACGCCGACAUGCCUUUGUGGAACUUGGAUCUCUAUUCAAUGACACGGUAGAUGAGAACAUCGACAAGAUCCAUGCCUUUGUGGAUCGUCAAGUUUCCCGUGCACUAGCAGCAGGCGCCCAGUCAAACACGGCAGACGGGAAGAAAAGUAGCGGCCAGUCAAGAUGGCAUUACGUGCUCCUUGAUGAAUUGGCAAAGCAUGUCCGGGACCCAGUGACGCUACGAUACGAGAUGAUGAACAUCUUCUUGCCAGCGUUUGAAAGCACUGCGGUUGUGCUCUCAAAUACGCUCUUUCAUCUUGCUCGCAAUUCAGACCUCUGGGCAGAGCUUCGAAAGCAGGCAGUUGCACUGGGAGAUCAAGAGUUGAGCUUUGAGCUCCUGAGGUCGCUCUCCUUGUUCCGAUACACGGUGCUGGAGGCUCUGCGGCUGCACGGAUCAUCCGGCCGAAUAAGCCGCACGGCGAUUCGUGACACCGUCCUUCCUCGAGGCGGAGGGCCGCAAGGUCGCAGUCCCGUGUUCGUAUCCAAAGGCACGGUGGUGUCGCUUGACUUUUACGCCCAUCUUCACGAUGCCGAAAUCUGGGGUCAUGAUGCCAAUGAGUUUCGGCCAAGUCGAUUCGAGGGUAAAGCGCCGAAGUGGGAAUUUGUGCCAUUUUCAGGCGGCCCCAGGAUAUGUCCUGCCCAGCAGCAGGUCAUGACACAGUCUAUUUACCUGUUGGUCAGACUAGCACAGGAAUUUGCCGUGAUGGAAAACCGCGAUCUGUGUGUCGAGUUCGUGGAGAGAGUCAAGAUUUUCACGGAAAGCGCGCGGGGCGUCAAGGUGGCCCUGCAUGAGACACGGCCCAUCAGUAGCUGCAUGUAG
Metarhizium album ARSEF 1941 is the source of this 1254-nucleotide messenger RNA. Its product is annotated as Cytochrome P450 family protein. The record is from RefSeq and is a predicted model, not a curated record. Gene Ontology annotation, molecular function: oxidoreductase activity, acting on paired donors, with incorporation or reduction of molecular oxygen, reduced flavin or flavoprotein as one donor, and incorporation of one atom of oxygen; heme binding; iron ion binding. The coding region runs from base 1 to 1254 and encodes 417 amino acids. The transcript is spliced from 2 exons. Lineage: Eukaryota; Fungi; Ascomycota; Sordariomycetes; Hypocreales; Clavicipitaceae.